UUCUGAAGGACGCAGACACAUUGGCCACGUACAAGAUCGCUGACGGUAACACCAUCCACAUGGUCAAGGGGGGCGCGAAGAAGAGCACACCUGCGGCCAGCUCUGCUGCUGCCUCAUCAGGCGCGGCCAUCAGUGAUGCACCGCCCAGUACGACAGCAUCGCAGGCCCAACAGACACAAGCGCAGCAGCCGGGCGCUAACGCCAUGCCGGAUAUGGCCUCGAUGUUUGGCGGCAUGGAUGGCAUGGGUGGCAUGGGCGGCAUGGGCGGCAUGGGGCGGCAUGGCGGCUUACAGCCCGAGAUGCGCCAGAUGAUGACCAACCCAGAGUUCAUGCGGAUGAUGGCCAACCCGGAGGUCAUGCGCAGCAUGGCGCAGAUGCAGUCCGCGAUGCAGCGGGCCCAAAUGGGUACGCCAGGCGCUGGUGCAGGAGCCAACACCGGCAUCUACAACCCGUGGGCAUCGACGCCUGCUGCUACCACUGCCACCACCGGCAGCCCGAACAGCGACAUCGCCACCUGCGGCAUCACAGGCGGCACCUGCGUUCAACCCGUUUGCCGGUUUGCUCAACCCGGGUGCUGGCAUGGGUGGGUUUGGUGCAGGGCGGAUCGCCCAGCCCAGCUGCCAACAGCAGUGCCGCCCGAGGAGCGCUAUCAGCAGCAGCUGCAGCAGCUCAACGACAUGGGAUUCUGGGACGCCCAGCAAAACAUUCGCGCUCUGACAAUGACUGGUGGCAAUGUCAAUGCAGCAAUUGAGUACCUGCUGAACAACCCGCCCAGCUAGGUCCUGUCGGCACUCGGAGAGUUUUAGUAUUUUUUACCCUCAUUUUUCUUCCCUCCAUCCUAGAUGGCCGCACAUGUGCAUUCUGGGCCGCUUUUUUAAUAACAGAUAAUAUCAC
This is a messenger RNA of Linderina pennispora, 894 nucleotides long. RefSeq lists its product as uncharacterized. Gene Ontology annotation, molecular function: polyubiquitin modification-dependent protein binding. The record is from RefSeq and is a predicted model, not a curated record. Gene Ontology annotation, biological process: ubiquitin-dependent protein catabolic process. The transcript is spliced from 2 exons. Gene Ontology annotation, cellular component: cytosol. NCBI's taxonomy places the organism in Eukaryota, Fungi, Kickxellomycota, Kickxellomycetes, Kickxellales, Kickxellaceae. Bases 204 to 779 code for a protein of 191 amino acids.